Trichoderma virens Gv29-8 is the source of this 1080-nucleotide messenger RNA. RefSeq lists its product as uncharacterized. NCBI's taxonomy places the organism in Eukaryota, Fungi, Ascomycota, Sordariomycetes, Hypocreales, Hypocreaceae. The record is from RefSeq and is a predicted model, not a curated record. The transcript has 3 exons. The annotation marks the transcript as partial.
CAGCACGCCGAAGGGCCUUUCGGCUUUCUCAAUCCAACAAGAGCCCAUUUCGAUCACUCGGGAUUGGCUUCGGGGCCAGCGUCUGACGAGACAGCGACACCACAGGAGAGCGGCGAUGAUGCAGAAACCAGACACGAACCGCCCAAACAAGCCUCCGGUUCAAAUGUCCCGGCCAAGAACGUUAGGUUCCUAUGGCGGUCUCGAGACAAUCGAAAGGGUCGGCAUCCUUUACUCGUCCAGGAGCCGCUUCCAGGAGAAGAGGCGCGCUUCCUAACGCCGAGGCGGACUUCGCAUCCUCGGGAGAUCUUAAAGACGGUCAUCAAGACUUUUACACAUUAUCCCAUCUGGGAUAUUUCGUGGCUGGUGGCCUUCAUCUUCACGUGGGGGAGCGUUGUUUGGGUCAUAAACGGUUUCUUCGUCUGGCUUCCGGUCGUGGCACCUUCUACCGAGUUUGACGGCGAAAUAUACUACGGCGGCGGCAUCACCGCCUUCAUUGGCGCCAUCAUCUUUUUCGAGACGGGCUCCAUUCUCCUCAUCUUCGAAGCCAUAAACGCCAACAGAUCGGGCUGCUUCGGCUGGGCCGUCGAGCAGUUAGUGGACAAGGGGAGGAGUGGCAAGCCGAGGCUUCGGGUGGUCGCAAGUCGCCAUCAUUGCCACCACCAUCACCAAAAUCGACGCAACUUUCACUGGCAAUGGUUCCCUUCCUGGCACGACCUGCGCAUACAUUACAUCCACGAAUUGGGAUUUCUCGCCGGUUCCGCGCAGCUCUUCGGUGCCACUGUUUUCGGUGUCUCUGGGUUUACCGCGUUACCAGGUAUUAACAAUCACCUCACGCCGCAAUGGCGACUCAAUGCUGCGUACUGGAUCCCUCAGGUCAUUGGCGGCAGUGGCUUCAUCGUCAGCAGCUCGUUGUACAUGUUGGAAACACAGCAGAAAUGGUGGAAGCCCGCACCUCACCUCCUGGGCUGGCACAUUGCAUUUUGGAAUCUCGUGGGAGCAUUUGGAUUUACUCUUUGCGGUGCCCUAGGAAUGGCGUACAACAAUUCUGGGGCGCAGUAUCAAGCUGGACUGGCUACAUUC